Molecule: messenger RNA, 360 nt
Organism: Miscanthus lutarioriparius
Lineage: Eukaryota; Viridiplantae; Streptophyta; Magnoliopsida; Poales; Poaceae
Source: the annotation of a GenBank genome assembly
AUGCCGCUCCCAAAUCCAAUGGUUGGAUUUAGCUUGCCAGAUCAGUGGCCAAGACCAGUGAACAGAGAUCUACCUUCACAAGCUAUGGGUCCACCAUACUUCUACUACGAGAAUGUUGCUCUUGCUCCAAAAGGUGUCUGGACUAUCAUAUCAAGAUUCUUGUAUGAUAUUCAGCUGGAGUUUGUGGACUCGAAGUACUUCUGUGCUGCUGCCAGGAAAAGAGGUUAUAUACACAAUUUGCCACUUGAGAACAGGUCACCUCUCCUCCCUAAACCUCCAAGGACAAUAUCCACAGCAUUUCCUCGUACCAAGAGGUGGUGGCCAUCAUGGGACCCAAGACAACAGUUCAAUUGUCUCUAG